Messenger RNA from Aphanomyces invadans, 1503 nucleotides. RefSeq lists its product as hypothetical. The record is from RefSeq and is a predicted model, not a curated record. The transcript is spliced from 4 exons. The coding region runs from base 49 to 1197 and encodes 382 amino acids. Lineage: Eukaryota; Oomycota; Saprolegniomycetes; Saprolegniales; Verrucalvaceae.
CCGUAACUCCGACGUGAUACACACAGCCGAGACAAUUUGACGACCGCCAUGGCGGACGUCGGCGACGUCGGUGGUGUGCUGAAGGCAGACAAAUUGGACUUGGACUUACUCGAGAACGCACACAAGAAACUCAAGAAGCGGGAGUAUAUGCGGAACAUCAUGCGGUUCUAUCGAGAAGAAGUGCGGGACGAAAUGGCGUCCCUCAAGGCACAGGUCGCAGUCCUCCAGCAAGAGUAUACGAUUCGUACACGGGCUUCCAGGUCGGGCGCGCUUCCGUCCAAGCGACAUUUGCUGCUUCCGUGGAAGGAUGUAUCGUUGGCACUGCGAGACGAUCUCAACGCAUGCGAGAACGAGCGUGACGUCCUGCGCGAGCGAGUUGUCGCGCUGGCACAUCUCCUCCGCACCACGACGCGCUGGGUGUCCAUCAAUCUCACGUCGAUGCAUGCCAACACACCUACGUGGCGAAACGUGACGUUGGACGGCACACCCGCUUCCCGCGAUCUCGGCAAAGCGUGGAUCACUCAGCAAAUGUACCACAACACAGAUCGGAUGUUCGGUCAGUACGCGUACCCGCCGCUAUCGUCGACGCAAGAGUUCUACGAUAUCGACGUCGAGGCCACGGAAAUGUGCUUCCAGUACCAUCACCGACGACAGUACGUCGUCGACGUGCCGAUGGAUUUUGUGUUGAAGGCGUACAAGAGCCACCUCUGCUCCGUCCUCAUGCUGGACUGGUAUGGAUACCAAGCCAACACGACUCUGAAAGAGACCAGCGGCAACACGACGCUCCACCAACUUCGCGCGGACGACAAUGAGUGGAUGAACUUGGUCACGGGCGAAUUCCAUGACGAUGACGACCGGUGUGUGUUUGUGAUUCAACAGAUCCAGGACGACGCGACCGCACCGACGACGCAGCGCCAACGGAAUCGCAUGAUUUGGCUCGACAUGCGCCCCGUGGACGGGGGCAAGACCCAAAUUCGCGUGCUCUACCGGUUCGCUCAGUACUUCGACUCGAACGGGUACGUGAGUCUGGACGACGAAGCGAGGAGCUGGGGGUGCGACCUCGAUGGCGUUCCCGAAGACAAGAAGGAGAUUACGUUUUACAACUACUCCACGGCUCUUCUCGUCCAGAUCAACGCGAACCAUCAAAGCCGCAUCAACGCGCAUCUGACCAGGAUGAUGCUGCACGCGCCGCCAUAACACGGACGCGGAAGCAAAUCGAGUCUUGGAACUGAUUGACAAUAUUGGUUGGCAACCUAGUGGCCACGUCCGCUCCCGAUGCAGUGCAUGCCGCCUGUGCUGAGUGUAGGAAAGAGUUGGAUCGAAAGCUGGCGCUGUGCAACUUAACGAGCUCUGGUCCGUCCCUACUCCGCCGGGCUGCGGCCGAGAUCGGGACAGUGACCGCUCCUGCUAACAUUACAAUCCAUUCCUUGGCCGUGACUGGUUUGGGGCAACGUUGUGCGAGUCCUCUACCACACGCGUGACCAAUCGGUACAAAUUUAUCCA